AUGCGUGGGAGGAAAUGCUUUGUUGUGCUUCUAACUUUCUUUCUUCUGAUCGAGGGAGGCCAGUUUUCAUCGGAUUCUGAUUCUCUUUUCAGUUUCAUUCGUGCCGUUGAUCCCGAGAACGUGCUGAGGAUUGAUCCAAGGGGGCUGUCGCCGCAUCCCUGCUCAAGGUUGUCCAAGGGUGUUACGUGCAAUGUGGGCGGCACCAUCAUAAGAGCAAUAAGGCUUGAAAAUUUGAAUCUUAGUGGUACGAUUGAUGCAGAAUCCCUUUGCAGGAUCCCAAAUCUGCAAGUUCUCAGCUUAGCCAGGAACCAGAUCCAAGGAAGCAUUCCCGAGUCGAUAUUGAACUGCACAAGCCUGACGUACUUGAAUCUAAGCAACAACCUUUUGAAUGGGAGUGCUCCUAUUGGUUUAGCCAAGUUGAAGACUCUCAGGAGAUUAGACAUCUCUAACAAUCAAUUUACCACAAGUUUCCCUGAUUCCAGAUGGGAAUCCGGGCAUUCAAAUAACUUUUCUGUGGCAGAGGAUGGCUCCCCUCCAAAGAGUCCACCACAGAACGGAAGAAGAGGUGCCAAAAUUCCAAAGUCAUUUGACAAAUGGCCAAAAUUGAUACCUCUAGUUGUUGCCAUGACAUUGUUCUUCCUGUUCAUAUGUUACAUAAACAUGAAGGCCUUCAAGUUGGAAAAAGAGAAGGCGGUUCUGAGGUCCCUAGCCAUGUCCCCUGCCAAAUCUCCUCCACCCAAAGAUUUCGAGGAAGUGAAGCCCGAUCCAAGGAACACAGAGCUCGUGUUCUUUGUCAAUGAGGAAGAGAGGUUCACCAUGGAAGAUCUACUCGAAGCUGCAGCAGACUUGCAAAGCCAGAGCUUCUGCAGCAGCCUCUAUAAGGUGAAGAUUAAGAGCAGUGCCUUGUUUGCUGUCAAGAGACUGAAGAAACUGCAGGUCUCUUUCGAGGAGUUUGAACAUACGAUGAGGACUGUCGGGAAUUUGAAACAUCCAAACGUUCUUCCUCUUGUUUGCUACAGUUUAAGUGAUGAAGAGAAGCUGCUGAUUUACAGAUAUCAAAUCAAUGGAAGCCUGCUAAGCCUGCAAGAGAACUAUAUCGCGGGUAAGAGGGAUUUUCCAUGGAAACUUCGGCUUUCCAUUGCAGUUGGGAUUGCGAGGGGAUUGGAGUUCAUAUAUCAGAGAUCAGAUGACAGAGAGAUCAUCCCUCAUGGGAAUAUCAAGCCUUCAAACAUUCUUCUGAAUGAAACCGAAGUGCCGCUAAUAAGCGAAUACAGUCUCUCGAAGUUUGCAGAUUCCCGGGCAGCCUGCCUCUUCGGUUACAAUAAUGGCUAUACAGCUCCAGAGAAGACUCCAUCCGAAGAGGGUGAUGUCUUCAGCUUUGGUGUGAUUCUCCUGGAGUUACUAACCGGGAAAAGUGUCGAAAAGAGUGGAUUAGACCUUCCCAAAUGGGUGAAGUCAAUAGUAAGGGAGGAGUGGACAGGAGAAGUCUUUGACAAGGAGAUUAGGAAGAUCGAAAUGUAUGCUUUCUCCCUGCUUAACAUAUCCCUCAAGUGUGUGGCUCAUUUCCCCGAGAAUCGGCCUUCCAUAGCCGAGGUUCUGGAGAAGAUAGAGGAAGUUCUGAAUUCUCAGGAAGAUCACCCCCCUUCCCCCGUGUCUUCAGUUGAAUACAGCUCCAAUUAGCAGUCUUCUUGUUUGCUUCAUUAAUGUACGUUAUUCUCCUUACAAUUUGGCAGUGAUGAAAGAAGAGUAUGAUUUUCGCUCUCUGUAAGCUCCAAUAUCUGCAUUCAGUAGCUGU
Diospyros lotus (date-plum) is the source of this 1795-nucleotide messenger RNA. Its product is annotated as probably inactive receptor-like protein kinase At5g41680. The record is from RefSeq and is a predicted model, not a curated record. NCBI's taxonomy places the organism in Eukaryota, Viridiplantae, Streptophyta, Magnoliopsida, Ericales, Ebenaceae. Gene Ontology annotation, biological process: protein phosphorylation. Gene Ontology annotation, molecular function: protein kinase activity; protein binding; ATP binding. Bases 1 to 1680 code for a protein of 559 amino acids. The transcript is spliced from 2 exons.